CCGAGGGGGUCCCCACCACCAGCCGCCGGCCUGCAAGCAGGUCUCCCCCGCCCUCCCCACCUCUCCCCGAGCGCGCGGCCAUGGACAGGCUGCCGCCGUCGAUGCGCAAGCGAUUAUACAGCCUCCCGCAGCAGAUCGGCCCCAAAGCGUCGAUCAUGGACGAGGAGGACGAAGAAGCCGGUGGAGGAGGAGGAAGAGGAGGAAGCGGCUGCAGUGGAGGCGCGGACAAGGACGCCCGUCGCAAAAGCAUCAAGCUGAGGCCCCUGGCGUCGGCGCCGCCAGGGGGAGCCCGGGGGCAAGGGGCAGGAGAGCCCUCGAGGCCCGGCGUCGGGGAUGCGGGCGGCGGACUCGUGGAAAGCGGAGAGGCGGCGGCGGCGGCUGCCUCGGGGGCGCCGGGCUGCCGGGGCAGCGGCAAGAGCAGCACCAACGGGGACUGCCGGCGUUUCAAGGGGAGCCUCUCGUCUCUGGCCAGCCGCCACCCGCACGACUCGGGCGAGGAGCGCCGCCUGAUCAGCAGCGAAGGGGACGCGGCGUCCCCCGGCGACGAGCGCAGCCCCCCGGACCUGUCGGACACCGAGCCGGGACCCCCCGCUUCCUCGACCCCGGCGGCAGCCUCGUCCUGCUCGUCCCCGCCGGACCCUCCGCCCCCUCCCUCUUCGUCCGCCUUCGUGAAAGUGGAAGGGGGCGGGGGUCCCGAUGGAGCGGGUGGGGGCGCCGACCAGAUCACCCCGGACGACGAGCAGCGGCUGGGCCAGGCUGGCUUCAUGCAGAGACAGUUCGGGGCGAUGCUGCAGCCGGGGGUCAACAAAUUCUCCUUGAGGAUGUUUGGCAGCCAAAAGGCCGUGGAGAGGGAGCAGGAAAGGGUUAAGUCCGCCGGCUUCUGGAUCAUCCACCCGUACAGCGAUUUCAGGUUUUACUGGGACUUGACAAUGCUUCUCCUGAUGGUUGGCAACCUGAUCAUCAUCCCGGUGGGCAUCACCUUCUUCAAAGACGAGAACACCACCCCAUGGAUUGUUUUCAACGUGGUCUCGGACACCUUCUUCCUCAUUGACCUGGUCCUCAAUUUCCGCACGGGGAUUGUGGUGGAAGACAACACGGAGAUCAUCCUUGACCCGCAGAGGAUUAAGAUGAAGUACCUCAAGAGCUGGUUCGUGGUGGAUUUUAUCUCCUCCAUCCCAGUGGACUACAUUUUCCUGAUCGUGGAGACGCGCAUUGAUUCGGAGGUUUACAAGACGGCCCGAGCCCUGCGGAUCGUGCGCUUCACCAAAAUCCUUAGCCUCUUGCGGCUCUUGAGGCUUUCCAGGCUCAUACGCUACAUCCAUCAGUGGGAGGAGAUCUUCCACAUGACCUAUGACCUGGCAAGCGCCGUGGUGCGGAUCGUGAACUUGAUUGGCAUGAUGCUGCUGCUGUGUCACUGGGACGGCUGCCUCCAGUUUCUGGUGCCAAUGCUCCAGGACUUCCCUGACGACUGUUGGGUUUCACUGAAUCGCAUGGUGAAUGACUCCUGGGGGAAGCAAUAUUCCUAUGCGCUGUUCAAGGCUAUGAGCCACAUGCUGUGUAUCGGCUAUGGGCAGCAAGCCCCAGUAGGCAUGUCCGACGUAUGGCUCACUAUGCUGAGCAUGAUUGUCGGGGCCACCUGCUAUGCCAUGUUCAUCGGCCACGCCACAGCCCUCAUCCAGUCUUUGGACUCCUCGCGUCGGCAGUAUCAGGAGAAGUACAAGCAAGUGGAGCAGUACAUGUCCUUCCACAAGCUCCCAGCUGAGAUGCGCCAGAGGAUCCAUGACUACUACGAACACCGCUACCAGGGCAAAAUGUUUGACGAAGAGAGCAUCUUGGGAGAGCUGAGUGAGCCAUUGAGGGAGGAGAUCAUCAACUUCAACUGCCGGAAACUUGUGGCCUCCAUGCCUCUGUUUGCCAACGCAGACCCCAAUUUUGUAACAUCCAUGCUGACCAAGCUACGUUUUGAGGUGUUCCAGCCGGGCGACUACAUCAUCCGGGAGGGGACGAUCGGAAAGAAGAUGUAUUUUAUCCAGCACGGAGUGGUGAGUGUGCUCACCAAAGGCAACAAGGAGACCAAGCUGGCUGAUGGUUCCUACUUUGGAGAAAUUUGCCUGCUGACUCGUGGCCGGCGGACGGCGAGUGUGAGAGCCGACACUUACUGCCGCCUCUACUCCCUCUCGGUGGACAACUUUAAUGAGGUGCUUGAGGAGUAUCCCAUGAUGAGGAGGGCUUUUGAAACGGUGGCCCUGGACAGACUGGACAGAAUUGGGAAGAAGAACUCCAUCCUGCUCCACAAAGUCCAGCACGAUCUCAACUCGGGCGUCUUCAACUACCAGGAGAACGAGAUCAUCCAGCAAAUUGUGCAGCACGACCGAGAGAUGGCCCACUGUGCGCAUAACGUCCAGGCUGCCGCUGCCGCCGCAUCAACACCCACGCCGGUUAUCUGGACGCCACUGAUCCAGGCCCCUUUGCAAGCCGCAGCGGCCACCACAUCCGUAGCAAUAGCUCUCACCCACCACCCUCGCCUCCCAACGGCCAUUUUCCGCCCGCCCGUCUCUGUUCUGGGUUCUCUGGGGCAGGCCCCGAACCAGACUCCGAGGCAGCUGAGGAGACUUCACUCCUUGGUGUCUUCGGCCGGGCCUUCCAUCGUGGGCUCCCCUUCAAGCACGCAAUCCCAGCAGCACACCCCGGGGGCAGACACCCUCUCAUCGUCCUCCUUCCAGAUCCAGCAGCUGGCUGGCUUCACGGCCUCGGCUGGCUUGGGCCAGUUCCACCGGGCUUCGGCCGGCUCUCCGUCGGCUGCCUUGACUCAGCAGCAGCCCUUGGGGAGCCCGUCCUCGGCAGGCCUGGGCCUGUUGCACCAGGGGCCUUCGGAUUCCCCAGAAGGGGUGGCUCAGCAGCAGGCUCCCGACAGCAAUCUCCUGAGCGGCUUUGGCCCCUUCCAGAAGGCCCCUGCUAGUUCGCCAUCCACCGCCUUCCCCCAGCUAUCCUCCAAUUCCCCCAGCAGCCCCCUUGGCCACACGCAAGCCGCUUGCAGCAACAAGCCCGCCCAGCCAGGCCAGGCCCAGCAGCUCUCAGGGACUGGAGCCCUGGGAGGGACGAACCACUUUCCGUUGCCUCCCUCCUCAAGCUCACCACCCUCCAGCUUAAGCCAGCUGGCACAGGCCUCCGGAGGCUCCCCGUCGGCCUCGUGCCAAACCCAGCCAAGUGCAUUAGGACCUUCCGCUUCUCCUGCUGCGACCGUAGCUCAGUUGCACCACGAAAGGUCACCCUUUGCCUCUAUGUCUCCUUUGAAACAGCCCACCGGUGCCCCUCCUCCGCUGUUCCCACCCUCAGGCCUUAGCCCUCCUAGUCAAUGUGCUGCAGCCAGGACUUUGCAGUGUGCACCUUCUGGGGCAAGGGGCUCCCACGGAUCUCUGCUGAUGCCUCAGACCUCCAGUCCACCUCUACAGGUCCUUCAGCCCAGGAGUACGCCGCCGCCGCCGCUUCCACCGGGACGGUUAAGCCAGGACCUCAAGUUCAUCUCUGCUUCCCAUCCAUCUCUGCCCCACGAAACGGCUCAGACUUUAAGCCGAGGCUCUUCUCCCCACUCCUCUAGGGAAUCUGUUUCUAGUUUCUCAUCUUUCUCUGGAGGAGGGGGAGCAGGAGGAGGAGGAGGGACCAGGCCUCUAGGGAAGCCAUACAGCUCUGUACCAGGGCGAGUGACUCUACCACGCCAGAUGUCCUCAGGUUCACUGCCUCCACCACCUGCAUUUGAGGCCAGUUGCGCCAUCCCCCCACCUCUGACUGCUGUCGUGACUGCUGUCGAAGGGAGGAAAGGGUCUAUAGGGCUCACUGGGGAACGAGAGCCCAUCCGAUCGAAACUGCCCUCCAAUUUGUGAGAUGCUCUCCUCCUCUCCCCCUCAACUACAUUUUCUGGCCGCCAUCCCUCUUGGCCACAGUUUGGAGGAGCCGGUUUUAUUUCAUUUGUGCUUUUUAGAUCCCAAUAGACUUUUACAUGACUCCCAUUUUCUUCAUUUGUUUUCUUCAAGCUAACUAUGAUUAGAGGUUUAAAAAAAAAAAAGGGAGAACAACAGCAGCAAAAAAGAUAACCAGGUAUUCUUAGAGCUAUAGAUUUUGAGUCACUUUCUUUUAUAGAGUAUUUUACUACACGGAGCAAAAGAUUGGGGGGUGGGGGAAGGAAUGUAAUCAAUAUGUGAUAAUAAUAAGAACAACUCAGAGAGUAGAUGUGCAGCUGAUGUAAAGGAUAAAGAUAAGAAAAUUGGCUCCCUUUGGAGAAACAGAUCUCUCAUUGAUGUAAAUCAGUGCCAGGAAUCCCGUGU
Messenger RNA from Podarcis raffonei (Aeolian wall lizard), 4322 nucleotides. RefSeq names its product hyperpolarization activated cyclic nucleotide gated potassium channel 4 (gene HCN4). Gene Ontology annotation, cellular component: membrane. Bases 81 to 3881 code for a protein of 1266 amino acids. The transcript is spliced from 8 exons. Gene Ontology annotation, biological process: transmembrane transport; potassium ion transport. The record is from RefSeq and is a predicted model, not a curated record. Gene Ontology annotation, molecular function: voltage-gated potassium channel activity. Lineage: Eukaryota; Metazoa; Chordata; Lepidosauria; Squamata; Lacertidae.